AUGCCCCUUGUCAAGGCAACCGCUCAUCCAGCCGGCUUCAUCCGCGUUCUAGGCGUUGAUAAGGGGGAAAAGAGCCCUCUCAAGCCCUCUGGCGCUGGUAUCAAAAAGCUCACACAUAACUCCACCAUCAGUUCAUACAAGCCUCCCGCCAACCUGAACUCGACCAAGCCAGCCUCCAGCACCAACAUCUCAUCUUCUGGAUCAUCUGCCUCUACCUCAAAGACUGCCGAGGCACCCAGAGUCAAGAUGCCUGCUAAGGCCCCCAAGCAGACCAAGAAAAUCACCAACAUUCUGGGCCGUACUAGGCGCACCAAAAAGCUCCUCUCAGCCGCAUCGCUCCCCGGCCUAGUUCCAAUCUCAAGUUUCGGCUCAAGGGCCUCCGCGCUGCGUGCGAGCCUUGUCCCACCUCCUCAAGAAGAUUCUUCCAAAAUACGAUCGAAGUCAGGACACCACUCUUUAGGGCCUCAGUAA
Messenger RNA from Colletotrichum spaethianum, 471 nucleotides. RefSeq lists its product as uncharacterized. The record is from RefSeq and is a predicted model, not a curated record. Lineage: Eukaryota; Fungi; Ascomycota; Sordariomycetes; Glomerellales; Glomerellaceae. Bases 1 to 471 code for a protein of 156 amino acids. The transcript has a single exon.